GGUGGAAAAGUUGAAAAAAAGAGAAAAAAAUCUUGGAAGCUUAAUGCACACACAAACACCCAUAGAACAGGAGAUUUUGUUGUUGAUUUGUUUAAAGUACAAUUUUCUUGUAGGGUCAUCUCCUCUAGCUUAUAAGAUGCUCUAGAGCAUAGGAUGAAAUUGCCAGCUAUCUUUUUCAUACAGAAACUUAUUUUGCUUAUAGCAUGACUAUUGUCAGCUUUCUUUUCGGACUGAAACUUGUUUUGUUGAAGGGUUAGGUGGUCCCAAUCUUAACUCAAAGAUUGGCUUCUUUGUGCACUUGCAACAUAACAAAAAUGUUGGUUUCUUUAGAAGUUUGAGUUUUGAUUUUUCAAGUUUUGUGUUUAUAUUUUAAAAAAAGUUGGAUUAUUUGAGAGACAGGAGAGUAUGUCUGGGAAUUUUGGAUCAAAAUGUUAUGGGAAUCUGAGAUUAACGGCCGUACUUUUGGUUGGUUUACUUGUUUUAGCUUCUGUUAUUGCUUCAGCAGAAGCGAGUUUGAAACAAGAAACUCGAAGACAUGAUGAAGAUGAAGAAGCUGAGGAAAAUCAAGACCCGAAACCACCUUCUCCGAAAACUCGGUCAGGUUACAAACAUGUUUGGCCCCACAUGGAAUUUGGGUGGAGAAUUGUGAUGGGCAGCAUAAUUGCAUUCCUCGGAGCAGCUUGUGGGAGUGUAGGAGGUGUUGGUGGAGGCGGCAUAUUUGUUCCUAUGCUUGCCUUGAUCAUUGGAUUCGAUGCAAAAUCAUCGACAGCACUCUCAAAAUGUAUGAUCACAGGUGCAGCAGGAGCUACGGUUUUCUACAAUCUAAGGCAAAGACAUCCAACACUUGAUCAACCUGUCAUUGAUUAUGACCUUGCACUUUUAUUUCAACCAAUGUUGGUGCUUGGAAUCAGUUUUGGAGUAGCUUUCAAUGUGAUUUUUGCCGAUUGGAUGAUCACAAUUUUGCUAAUUAUUUUGUUCGUAGUUAUGUCUACUAGGUCAUUCUUGAAAGGAAUUGAAACCUGGAAAAAGGAAACCAAAUCGAAAAAGGAGGCUUCUAAAAGCUUAGAGUUAAAGGAUAUUGAAAAUCAAGUUGAAGAAUCCAAAUGCGAGUCCGAGUCAGUAAGCAACACAACUCCAAAAGAAACCAAGGAAACUAAAAGAUCUAAGUUUUCUGUUCUCGAUAACAUUUACUGGAAGGAACUUGGACUUCUUGUUGGUGUUUGGGUUAUAAUCCUCGCACUGCAAAUUGCUAAGAACUACGCAACCACCUGUUCUAUGUUGUACUGGAUCUUAAACAUCUUACAACUGCCAGUAGCCGGUGGAGUUAGCAUUUACGAGGCGGUUAGCUUGUACAAAGGGCGGCGAAGGAUUGCAUCGAAGGGAAACGUGAGCAUGAACUGGCGAGCAUAUAAAUUGGUUUUUUAUUGUGCUUGUGGUAUAAUGGCUGGUAUAGUUGGUGGACUGCUUGGUCUUGGUGGAGGAUUCAUAUUAGGCCCUCUAUUUCUAGAGCUUGGAAUCCCUCCACAGGUGUCAAGUGCAACAAGCACCUUCGCCAUGGUAUUUUCUGCAUCAAUGUCUGUUGUAGAGUAUUACUUGCUAAAACGUUUUCCCGUCCCUUACGCUCUCUACUUCUUCUGCGUGACGAUCAUUGCUGCGUUAGUAGGUCAACAUGUCAUGAAAAAGGUGAUAGAUGUAAUAGGCAGAGCAUCUUUAAUCAUCUUCACUCUAUCCAUCACUAUCUUUGUGAGCGCAUUAUCACUAGGUGGAGUAGGCUUGGUGAAAAUGAUUAAAAGGAUUCAGCACAAGGAGUAUAUGGGGUUUGACAGUCUUUGUUCAUAUUCUUAGCACUCACUAAUUGUGUGGGCAACAAGAGGAAUUCUUGCAAAGAACAAACAACCUAUCACCACUCGUGAACUGACAUCUAAUAUAUGAUAUCUCAGAGUAAGUGCUAAAAGUCAAUCAUUUUGGUUAAGUAAACAAUUGUUGUAUUAUGUUUGAAAUUAAUAAAUGAGCAAUGCUAUGCAUACCUUCUUUUGAGGAUAAA
This is a messenger RNA of Mangifera indica (mango), 2044 nucleotides long. RefSeq names its product sulfite exporter TauE/SafE family protein 3-like. The record is from RefSeq and is a predicted model, not a curated record. The coding region runs from base 406 to 1845 and encodes 479 amino acids. Gene Ontology annotation, biological process: protein ubiquitination. NCBI's taxonomy places the organism in Eukaryota, Viridiplantae, Streptophyta, Magnoliopsida, Sapindales, Anacardiaceae. The transcript is spliced from 11 exons. Gene Ontology annotation, cellular component: Cul4A-RING E3 ubiquitin ligase complex; membrane.